UGAGGUGCAGGCUCACUGAUGCUGAUUUGUUUUUAAUUUUUAUAUUUUUUUAGUCUAAAUGAAUGCAUUUGCCUAGUAUAUAAUUUAAGUGUUUUUUAAAAAUAUAUAUUUUUUUCGUGCGCGUUGCAUUUUAAUAAACGGAGUAAGGAGCUUAAGAAACCGAUUUUCGGGAGGGCACACAAAAAAAGUUUGAACAUCAUUUGAAAAAAAACCAUGAAGAGACAGGCCGAGCGGGACUCCAGUCCUGCAAGAGCUACAGCCAAACGGAUCAGGGAGAGAGAUCGGGACCGAGAGGGCAGUCGGAGAGAAGAUGGCCAAGCGCCGCCUCUUUCUGCUCUGAUCUCUGAGAGCAGAAAUUAUCACAAACAUCAGGCCCGCAGCCGGAGCAGAGAGAGAGAAAAACCCAGAGUUAGAGAGGACCGCGGUACUGCUGAUUUGCACCACCGACAGCAUCAUCAUGACCUCGGGCUUAAUAGCCGCCCCCCUCUCCGGACUACAGCUGCCCUCCCAAAGAGCAAAGUGGCCGCUGACGUGAUUCUGAGUGGGGGUAGAGGAGGCAGUAGUUUGGAAUACAAGACUUUGCUCAUCAGUAACUUAGGCUCCCAGCUCUCGGAUGAGCAUGUGGAGGACGGGCUUUUCCACGAGUUUAAAAAGUUUGGAGACGUCAGCAUCAAACUUUCCCACACACCGGAGCUUGGACGGAUCGCUUAUGUGAAUUUCAGGCAUCCCGAGGACGCCAAGGAAGCCAGGCAUGCGAAAGGCAGGUUAGUGCUUUACGACCGGCCGCUUAAAGUUGAGCCUGUUUAUCCAAGAAGGCGGAGCUGCACUCCCCCAGAAGUGGGCUACGUGCCUGUGCAUGGCAGCUAUCAGUACAGACAGAGGUCCUUGUCUCCAGGGGCUAGCAACGUCAGAGAGCCCAGACCAAGGCAUUAUGCAGUGGAUGGACUCGGGCUGAGCAGAGAAAGGGAAAGGGCUCUAGACUAUUAUAGCAUGUUUGAUGAAAGGGGGCGAUCUUACACAUACCAGCUGCCUGAAGAGGAUUUAAUGCCUGAAGAUGAUCAAAGGGCGACAAGGAACUUGUUUAUUGGCAACUUGGACCAUAAUGUAUCAGAGGGUGAGCUGAGAAGGGGGUUUGAAAAAUACGGGAUCAUUGAGGAGGUGGUGAUUAAGCGGCCAGCUCGUGGUCAGGGGGGUGCCUACGCCUUUCUUAAAUUCCAGAACUUGGACAUGGCCCACCGGGCCAAGGUAGCCAUGUCAGGCCGAGUCAUCGGCCGGAACCCUGUGAAAAUCGGCUACGGCAAAGCUAACCCCACCACCCGGCUUUGGGUAGGGGGUCUAGGUCCCAGUACGUCUCUAGCAGCCCUGGCCAGGGAGUUUGACCGCUUUGGCAGCAUUCGGACUAUUGAUUACGUGAAGGGCGACAGCUUUGCGUACAUCCAGUAUGAGAGCCUGGACGCCGCGCAGGCCGCCUGCGCCCAGAUGCGUGGAUUUCCCCUGGGGGGUCCGGACAGGAGGCUCCGAGUUGAUUUUGCCAAAGCCGAGGAGACCCGGAGCUACCCUCAGCAGUACCAGCCUCCAGUCCCUCUGCCAGUUCACUACGACCUCCUCCCAGACAGCUAUGGCCGGCACCGGAGCCUGGAGCGAGACCUGAGGGCGCGAGACCGGACGCCACCUCACGCGCUCUUUGCUGAGCGGGAACGGGAGAGGGCUUUCCCGGACAGGGACUGGACCAGCCCUUCGAAGAGCCUGGACCGCCGCAACAACUUGGACGGCUUCGGCAGGGGCCGGGCACGCAGUCGCAGCCGGGAGCGCUGGGCAGGGGAGCGGGAUGUCGAGCGGGCCCUCGGCAAAACAUGGGAGGAGCGCCGCAAGCGCAGGAGCCUGUCCAGCGAGCGGCCCCUUGAGGACCGGGGGCGCCUCAAAAUCCAGGGCGGGGGGGCGUCUCCUGACCGCAGCCCCGACAAGAGCAGUCGCAGGCCCUCCGAUCCGGCGGCGGAGGCCCAGGACCGGGGAAGCUCCACUCCCGAUGGGAGCCGUCACUCGUCAGCCGAGGACAGGCCUUCCCAGGACGAGCCCCCGCUGAACAAAAAGAAAGAAGCGGAACAGCCGGAGCGCAACCACCGGACCAGUGACGGCGAGCAGGAGUCCAGAGCGGAGGAGCCCAAAUCCGAGACCAAAAAGCCCAACACCCUUUCUGAAUUCGCCCAGACCCUGCCGGAGGCGUGGCGCGGCUCCCUGGUGCUCAAAAACAGCUGCUUCCCCACCAAUAUGCACCUCCUGGAAGGCGGUUCGGGGAUCCUCAACGUCCUCCUGAAAGACCACGCCACGGGCGGAAAAAUCAGCCAGCUGAAGAUCGCCCAGCGCUUGCGGCUGGACCAGCCCAAACUGGACGAGGUGACUCGCCGCAUCAAGCAGGGCGUCCCGGAUGGCUAUGCAGUGCUGCUUGCGGUUCAGGGUCCCCUCGACAAGGACGCGCCUCCCCCAGAGCCUGGACUGCAAAGACGCUUGCUCCGAAACUUAGUCACCUACCUCAGGAAUAAACAGGCAGCCGGAGUGAUUGGUUUACCUUUAGGAGGACCUAAGGACCGCGAUUUCACAGGGAUGUUGUACGCUUUUCCUCCCUGCGAAUUCUCCCAGCAGUACCUCCACGCAGCCCUGAGGACUUUGGGCAAGUUGGAAGAGGAGCAUCUAGUUGUUGUAAUAGUCAGAGACUCCGCUUAAAGCCGUUUUUGUAGUGUCAAAGAACCAAGGACUGACUACAGGUUUUUAAAGAGCUGAAAAGCGCAGCUGGUUUCUUUUGUGAGAGAGUAGGGAAAUGGAAGUGCUGCUACAUUUUGUGAAACACGAAUGAAUGGAGGUGGGAGAGGGAUUGUAGGCAACAGGAAAAAAAUGACAUUUUACAAACUGACCAAGGUAUUUUAAAAAAUAAAUUGAAUUAACUCUACAUUCUAUUAAUAAAGUGUUAGCAUUUCAGUUUCCUCAUUGUUUUAUGAUUGAAAACUAUUCCAGGAGGUCGAACUACUUGUACUUCUUUACAACGUUAAACUUCUUUUAAGUAUCUUAUGCAGGAUUUGUGCAGGUGUUUCUGUGAUCCAGUUUAAUGGAUACAUUUCAGUGGCUUCAGGAAGAAAUGUUUUGCCAGAAUUGAUUAUUGUCUGAAAGUAUUUUUUAUUUCCCCGUAAGCAUCACAGUCCUUUUGACAGAAUUUAGGUCUUGGCAGUACUAAUGUUAUCUACCAUACAGGAGGUUUUGUUUUGGUUAUUCUAGAAACACAUCCAGAAAAACAAAAUAAAAAAGGUAGAGGGCAGAGGGUAGACUGUCUUCAGUUAAGAUUGUAGCCUAUUUCUGCCAAGUCUCUUUAGCAGUGCUCAAUCUGCUGAUUUGUUUUUUUACACAAACCAGGAGACGCACUUAGAGCAUUGCACAUUUUGAUUUACUAGGUGCAAGAUCAAUUAAUUUGUGUCUAAUAUUGAACUUUUAGAAGUGACAAGGUGCUCUUUGGAUUAAGAUCCUGGACUGUGUGCGGAUCCCUGAGACUGUUUUGGAUGUACUACUUAAGACCAUGCUGCUCAGUCUCUUUCCUGUGGGUGAAUAACACCUGUUGUCCUUUUCUACUUAGUACACUAAAAAUCUCGUCCAUGAAUACUAAUGAGAAUUUGUGCUUUGUUAGUUUGUGCCCUACUUGCUGCAUUCUUAAAACGGGCAAGGCUCACGAACUAGGAUCAGUACAGUCUUAAUUUAUGUAAAAGAACUGUUAAACUUCAAUGAAUAUGUAUCUAUUUUUUAAACCAGCUGCUCAUGACUUAAAGGGGGCCUUUGUUGUUUUUAUUUUUUUUAAUGCUUUGUUAUAUUUUUGGGGGGCCAUUGUAUGUAACCAUAUUUUUUUAAGUCAACAGAUAUUUUACGAUUUACCACCUUUUGCUGACUAUGAAGAAAGGAUAAAUAUGUCCUGACAGUUGAUGAAAAAUAUUGGUUGCGUAAAUCAGAUGUCACAAGCGGACUCCUGUUUCUUCACUACAAUGCUGUGAGGUAAAUACUUAGAACCUCUCCAGGAAAAAAAGGAACUGUCAGAAGAAGCUAUUGCCAAUUGUGAAGUGUUGUUUUAGUCUUGAAGACAAACCAUUUUCCGUUAAGUGACUUGCAUGGAAGAGACUCUGUAGUCUCUUGUACCAUGUCGACUUGUGCUGUUGUGCAUUUUUUAAUGAGUGAAUGCUUUCAUAAGCACACUUUUUUUCCUUAUGCUUUUAUAAAAGAGUGGAAUCCUUUGUAAAGCAAAGACAGUACUGUUUUUUUUCUUUUACCUAUGUAUGAUGUAUGAAAUAGUGUCAGUAAAAAAUGUGCCCUGUUCCAAUUUCACUUUCUCUUUAUUUUAGUAAUGAUUAGGUAUUAUGUUUGACGUUCAGCCAUUGUUGGCUGCUUACCAAUGUACGUGUUUGAUCAGAACAUGAACUGUUUGAUCUGACCAUUUCUUUGGUCUUCACUGUCUUGCAAAUGGGUUUUUUUUACGUCUGGCAUACAAUAUAAAUAAACAUAUGCAAUAUA
Messenger RNA from Lepisosteus oculatus (spotted gar), 4542 nucleotides. RefSeq names its product RNA binding motif protein 15B (gene rbm15b). The record is from RefSeq and is a predicted model, not a curated record. Gene Ontology annotation, molecular function: mRNA binding. NCBI's taxonomy places the organism in Eukaryota, Metazoa, Chordata, Actinopteri, Semionotiformes, Lepisosteidae. Gene Ontology annotation, cellular component: nucleus. Gene Ontology annotation, biological process: regulation of alternative mRNA splicing, via spliceosome.